CAAAAAGAAAAGCCCAUUUCUUUAAACCAACCCCAAAUCGCAACUGAUUUGGCUUCUUCUCUGUCCUCUCCUCGACUCUCUCGCAGCAAGUCAAGCUCAGUAGCUCACACAAACUCUCUCUCUCUCUCCCUCUCCACGGUGAUUCAUUGACGACAAUUGGUUGGGAAAUUUUAGUUUGUAUAUAUUUGUCUGGAGUAUUAGUAUGGCUGGCACAGCAUGUUUUAUGAUUGUUAGUAGGAAUGACAUUCCCAUAUAUGAAGCUGAAGUCGGCGCUGCAAUCAAAAAAGAAGAUGCUGCACAUCAACACCAGUUCAUAUUACAUGCAGCGUUGGAUAUUGUCCAGGACCUUGCAUGGACAACAAGUGCCAUGUUCUUGAAAGCAAUUGACAGAUUCAAUGAUAUGGUGGUAUCAGUAUAUGUUACUGCAGGUCAUACGCGAUUGAUGCUGCUCCAUGACUCUCGUAAUGAUGAUGGAAUCAAAAGCUUCUUCCAAGAGGUCCAUGAGCUAUAUAUAAAGAUUCUUCUCAAUCCCCUCUACUUGCCUGGUUCUCGCAUUACGUCAUCUCAUUUUGAUACAAAAGUUCGAGCCCUUGCAAGAAAGUAUCUGUAAGGCCAUUUCUCACCUCCUAGGGUAAGCACUUGCUAGGGAGAUGCUAUGACGGUACAAGGUUCGGAGUUCUCCAAAUUUUCAUUCAAUGCCCUUUUGAGUUGAUCUUCAACUGCUUAGUUUUUUGUUCUUUUUUUGUCAAUGCAUAUGAUGACAGUUUGCCUGCUGAUGACUUGUCUUUGUUGUCAAAUAUUAAGCUUGUACUUGUAAAGCUCUACUUGGCCAUUUUAAUGUCAUAUUCAGUUUUAUUCAAUGAAAGAAUAUACCUUGGAAGGCUCUGGAUGUUAAUAA
Cornus florida is the source of this 898-nucleotide messenger RNA. RefSeq lists its product as uncharacterized. Gene Ontology annotation, biological process: endoplasmic reticulum to Golgi vesicle-mediated transport. NCBI's taxonomy places the organism in Eukaryota, Viridiplantae, Streptophyta, Magnoliopsida, Cornales, Cornaceae. The record is from RefSeq and is a predicted model, not a curated record. Gene Ontology annotation, cellular component: cytoplasm; TRAPP complex; nucleus. The coding region runs from base 203 to 610 and encodes 135 amino acids. The transcript is spliced from 6 exons.